This is a messenger RNA of Larimichthys crocea (large yellow croaker), 1930 nucleotides long. It is a transcript of the gene gja10b, whose product is annotated as gap junction protein alpha 10 b. Bases 1 to 1449 code for a protein of 482 amino acids. NCBI's taxonomy places the organism in Eukaryota, Metazoa, Chordata, Actinopteri, Sciaenidae. The record is from RefSeq and is a predicted model, not a curated record. Gene Ontology annotation, biological process: cell-cell signaling. Gene Ontology annotation, molecular function: gap junction channel activity. The transcript has 2 exons. Gene Ontology annotation, cellular component: connexin complex.
AUGGGGGAUUGGAACUUAUUAGGGGGUAUUUUAGAAGAAGUCCACAUUCAUUCCACCAUUGUGGGGAAGAUCUGGCUCACCAUCCUCUUCAUUUUCCGCAUGCUUGUGCUCGGUGUUGCGGCGGAGGACGUCUGGGAUGACGAGCAGAGUGAGUUUGUUUGCAACACAGAGCAACCUGGCUGCAAGAACGUCUGCUACGACCAAGCUUUCCCCAUCUCCCUAAUCCGCUACUGGGUCCUGCAGAUUAUCUUUGUGUCCUCUCCAUCCCUGGUCUACAUGGGUCAUGCGUUGUACCGUUUGAGGACCCUUGAGAAAGAGAGGCACAGGAAGAAAGCCUGUCUGAAAGCUGAGCUGGAGGGGACAGACAUCCUGGAGGACCAUAAGAGAAUUGAGCGAGAGCUCAGGAAACUAGAUGAACAGAAGAAAGUGAGGAAAGCACCCCUUAGAGGUUCCUUGUUGCGCACAUAUGUUUUCCAUAUCUUAACAAGAUCUGUGGUGGAGGUGGGUUUCAUUAUAGGUCAGUGUGCUCUGUACGGCAUUGGACUGUCUCCUCUGUACAAGUGUGAGAGGUUGCCUUGCCCCAACAGCGUUGAUUGUUUUGUGUCACGGCCAACAGAGAAGAACAUUUUCAUGGUUUUCAUGCUAGUUAUUGCUGGAGUUUCUUUAUUCCUCAACCUCCUUGAGAUUUUCCAUCUUGGGGUGAAGGAGAUCAAAGAAAGCUUGUAUGGAUACAAAUAUGGAGACGAUGAAAGCGUGUACAGGUCAAAGAAAAACUCCACGGUGCAGCAAGUGUGUGUGCUUACUAACUCCUCACCACAGAGGCUGAUGCAGCUCACACAGAUGAGCUGCUCUGUUGUGUCUGAUGCUCGUGGAGAGACCCUGCCCUUGAGUGUGGCCCCAGCGGUCCCUCAGAAUCAGGAGGGGCUCAACAGCUCCAACCAGCAGCCUCCACAGACGUACCUGCCAAGCCAAGCUGACAUCCAGGGUUUACAGCAGUUGGGGGCAGUGGAGCAGCGCUACACUCUGGACAACAGCAAGCCCUCGGGCAGCAGUGAUGAGUCAAAUGGUCCUCGCAGCUCAGCCCAGCUGCAGUAUGCAGGAACUCGACCCCCACAGAUGGCCAGUUCCAUGGAGAUCCCAGCAGCCCUGAGGAACCCGCAGAGGAAGCAGAGCAGAGUGAGUGGUUGUAAGGAGCUCAGUGACAUGAGUGAUUCUCCAGAGAGCGACCACUACCCCACAGCCAGAAAGUGUAGUUUCAUGUCCCGAGGUAUGUCAGAGGGCAAGCUGGCCACUCCGUCUGACAGCACUGAUUCUCAGAGUGGAACAGACCUUGAGGCCCAGCACCUCAACCAGGGAGAGAGUCCAAUUGUGACCCCACCGCCCCCAGCCAGUGGGCGGAGGAUGUCCAUGAGCAUGAUUCUGGAGCUGUCUUCAAUCAUGAAAAAGUAAAUUGAAAAUGACGUUUUUGGGACUAAGCAAGAGACACAUGGGAGUUCUAAAGGCACUGACAGAUCCUGAUCGCAAAGCGAAUCUCAUCCUGUCUCCACUUUAACUUUAUGUUCUCACAAUAUGUUUAUACAGUAUGUAUAGUGCAUGUACAAGAACUUCAGUUCAAAUAUGUUCACAUGACAUCUCACUGACAAAAUAAACAUAAUAAUUUGCUUCAUGUUCUGUGCAAAUGAUAUCUUCACCAUAUGAUCACUUGCUAUUUAGGGUGAUGGGUAGUUUUUAGAGACCAUAGAUCAAAUCUGAAUAAUUAUAUUUGGCUCAAAGCAUAUGUGACAGCUCAUAAAAUGAGAGCAGCAGCCUGUUGCAAUGAUGUUUGACUAAAGAUUGUAAUUUAACAUUGUGGAAUUGGCAACCACAAAAAAGAUGAGUGGACUCCAGUGUUUAUGAUUUAUCAUACAGAAAAAAGAGCUCUUCAAUUUCG